Molecule: messenger RNA, 816 nt
Organism: Ogataea philodendri
Lineage: Eukaryota; Fungi; Ascomycota; Pichiomycetes; Pichiales; Pichiaceae
Exons: 1
Coding region: 1-816 (271 amino acids)
Cellular component (GO): plasma membrane
Molecular function (GO): acetate transmembrane transporter activity
Source: RefSeq, a predicted model, not a curated record
AUGUCCAAUUCUGACUCUUUCACUCACGACAUUGAGAAACAAAUCACUUUGGACGCUGUCCAAAACAAUCCCCACAAGCCUUCUACUGGAUCUGGCUUCCGCCACGACGAGCACCACAUUUACAUCAACGACCAAGCCAUUGGCAAAGAUGAGUUUAUGUAUGCUUUCGGAGGCUCCUUGAACGUGGGUGCCAGAAAACAAACAAAGAACGUUGAGAUUUUCGGUGAUCCAGUCCCUGCUGGUUUGGCAGCUUUCAGUUGCUCUGCUUUUUCAUUAGGUUUUGUUCAAAUGCGUGCGCGUCACGUGCACGCCCCCAACGUGCUGCUUGGGGCUUUCCUCACCACUUCUGGUUUGGUUGAGCUGAUUGUUGGUAUUUUGUGCUUUAUUGUGGGCAACACCUGGGCGUGCUGCACCUUCUUGAUGUUUGGUGGUUUCUGGAGCUCGUACUCCUUUUUGCUGAUGGAUGUUGGUGGAAUCCAAUCCGCAUACUCGUCGGAUGCAGAGUACGGUCAGGCUGUGGCAUUCUACUUCCUACCAUGGGCUCUGUUCUCGUUUGGAUUGUUUGCCUGUACUUGGAGAUCCACAUGGAGUUUGAGUUUGCUGCUAUUUUUGAUCUGGUUUUUCAUUCUGCUCUUCACUAUUGCCCAGUUCAUCAGCUCGGUUGACACUUUCCGAGCAGGAGGUGUCAUUUGCUGGUUAAGUGGCGUUGUUGGGUUCUACAACAUGUUGGCCGGUUUGGUGGACGAAACAAACAGUUACUUCGUUAUCAAGCCGAUGUACCUGCCCAACGCUGUUAGACCCGAGAAAAAGGAUUAA